Messenger RNA from Ctenopharyngodon idella (grass carp), 1505 nucleotides. It is a transcript of the gene cd37, whose product is annotated as CD37 molecule. Lineage: Eukaryota; Metazoa; Chordata; Actinopteri; Cypriniformes; Xenocyprididae. The record is from RefSeq and is a predicted model, not a curated record. Gene Ontology annotation, cellular component: membrane. The coding region runs from base 103 to 867 and encodes 254 amino acids. The transcript is spliced from 9 exons.
UUUAUUUAUGCAAAAUUUAUUUUUACAUGAUCUCAUGUGAGGCUGCCACAUUUCAUUUACCCACCGUGUAAUCUUACCGACUUUGCCCAGUUUGUUUAAGAUAUGGCGUCUGAGUGCUGUCUCAGUCUCACCAAAUACUUCCUAUUUCUCUUCAACUUAAUAUUCUUUCUCUUAGGAUCACUCCUCUUAUCUAUGGGACUAUGGAUGCUAUUUUCAGAGACCAGCAUUUUCAUCACCUCCCCUCCCUACCUUUCCGUAUCUCUCUUCUCCUACUUGCUGAUCACCAGUGGCUCUGUGACCAUGUCAUUAGGCUUCCUAGGAUGUCUGGGUUCUCUGAAGACUGUCAAAUGUCUGCUGGCAAUUUAUUUCAUCCUGCUCACAGUUCUUCUUGCGGCUCAGAUAGUGGGUGGGGUUCUUUUCUACACCCAGAAGAAUCAGUUGGUCGAUUCACUAGAGGACAAUACUCUUAAUCUAAUAAAAACAUUUGGAAGAAAUGACUCCAGUCUCCAGCGUUUUAAAAAGACUCUAGAGUACAUUCAGAUGACGACCGAAUGCUGUGGUUGGCAUGGGAAACUUGACUGGGGGGAUUCUAUACCUUGUUCCUGCGUCUACCUAGCAAUUAGCAAUGCCACUGUCAAUGCAACACAAGCAUGUUCAUGUUUCUCAAAUGUUUCCAUUUCGAAUAACACUGUAUGCUCGAUUUAUGAACAGAGUUGCAGUGACAAGAUAAAAACAUGGCUGGAAGAAAAUCUUCUCUUGAUUUUGGUGGUUAUUUUGGCCAUUUCUGUGGUGGAGAUAUGUGGUAUGAUCCUUUCGAUGUGUCUGUAUAAAGAGGGUUCUGUGGACUACAACACAAUUUUAUACUAAGGUGACCAGGAUCAGUGAGGGGAAAACAUCAAGUAUUCAUUUUCUGUCAUUCAUAAAUUUGAUGUUUUGUUGAUGACUUUUUAAAUGAGAUUGUUAUUUUUCUGUAAGGUAUUUGAUUGUUUUUAUACAGAUAUUUUUUUCUCUAAAAGACAGUCACUUGUUGAUUUUCCUUGUUAUUCAGAUGUGUGUUAUAGUUUUUUUCUGGUAUUUGUUUAUAAAACAUAAAAUUAAUUUAAACCUGAUAAUGAUAUAAACUUUAAUUUCUUGAUUCUCAAAAUUUGUGCAUUGUUCAGUUUAGCCAUCGGGUAAGAAAGGACUGGGAACAUUAGGGUGUGACAGUGUAAUAUUUCACCAUUGUUGUUCACACAAAGCAAAUGACCUCAAUACUGUGGCAAUGUGUGAGAUACUGUUUUCAUAAUCAUGCUUUUUAUAUCUAAAAUAUGUAACUUAAAUUGUUCUUACAUGCUGUUUUUAUGUAAGAUGACAACAAGUAUUAUAUAUUAGCAAUUUUAAAAGUAAAAGUAAAAGUAAUUAGAUUUAAGUAACAUGUGUAAAGUGUGUCCAAAUACCCUUGAAAAACAGGGUAAUUGUAAUAAAACUGUUUCUAAAGGAAAUAAAACAUUUGAUUAUAUUAUAAA